Trichoderma reesei QM6a is the source of this 1278-nucleotide messenger RNA. RefSeq lists its product as uncharacterized. The coding region runs from base 1 to 1278 and encodes 425 amino acids. Gene Ontology annotation, biological process: regulation of gene expression. Gene Ontology annotation, molecular function: histone binding. Gene Ontology annotation, cellular component: nucleus; Rpd3L complex; cytoplasm. The record is from RefSeq and is a predicted model, not a curated record. Lineage: Eukaryota; Fungi; Ascomycota; Sordariomycetes; Hypocreales; Hypocreaceae. The transcript is spliced from 5 exons.
AUGGUGCACGAGGAGGAAGAUGACCUCGAAGAACGCCUCAUCAAUGAGGAAUACAAGACGUGGAAGAAGAACAGCCCAUUCCUCUAUGACAUGAUCCUCGGUACCGCUUUGACUUGGCCUACUCUCACGGUUCAGUGGUUCCCCGACGUCAAGGAACCAGAGGGCAAAAACUACCGCAUGCACCGCCUCCUGCUCGGUACCCAUACCUCUGACGACAGUGCCAACUUUCUCCAGAUCGCCGACGUCCAGAUACCAAAAGCCGUGGCGCCUAACCCCGACCACUACGACGAGGAACGAGGCGAGAUUGGCGGCUAUGGAAAGGCAGGCGAUGUUGCUGCUCUCAAGUGCGACAUUGUGCAGAGAAUUGAGCAUCCCGGCGAAGUCAACAAGGCCCGCUAUCAACCUCAAAACCCAAACAUCAUUGCCACUCUUUGCGUUGAUGGCAAGAUCCUCAUCUUCGACCGGACGAAGCAUCCUCUGCAGCCAGCAACGCUGGGCAAAGUAAAUGCGCAGAUUGAGCUGAUCGGCCACAAGGCGGAGGGGUUUGGCCUCAAUUGGAACCCGCACGAGGAGGGCUGUUUGGUGUCGGGUAGCGAAGACAAGACCAUGUGUCUCUGGGACCUGAAAACUCUGGAGGCAGAUUCGCGGAUACUGCGACCUGCCCGCAGAUACACACACCACACCCAAGUUGUCAAUGAUGUUCAAUACCAUCCCAUCUCAAAGAACUUCAUUGGCUCUGUCUCAGACGAUCAGACUCUGCAGAUUGUUGAUUUGCGAUCUGCCGAGACCAACAAGGCCGCUCUUGUGGCAACGCGUGGCCACCUGGAUGCCAUCAACGCGCUGGCCUUCAAUCCCAAGUCCGAAGUUCUCGUUGCCACAGCCUCCGCCGACAAGACGAUUGGCAUCUGGGAUCUACGAAACGUCAAAGACAAGGUGCACACUCUCGAGGGCCACAACGACGCGGUAACAUCCCUUGCCUGGCAUCCCACCGAAGCCGGCAUUCUGGGAAGCGGCAGCUAUGAUCGGAGAAUCAUCUUCUGGGACCUGUCCCGCGUUGGCGAAGAGCAGUUGCCUGAUGACCUGGAUGACGGCCCGCCUGAAUUGCUCUUCAUGCACGGCGGCCACACAAAUCAUCUUGCCGACUUCAGCUGGAAUCCCAACGAGCCUUGGUUGGUUGCCAGCGCCGCCGAAGACAACUUGCUACAGAUCUGGAAAGUCGCAGAGUCCAUUGUUGGCAAGGAUGAUGGCGACUUGCCGGUCGAUGAGCUUGACCGAUAG